GGCCGAGCGCGGGCCGCCGUCCGGGCGGCGGCGCGCCGAUUGGCGCCGCAGCGGGGUGGCGCGCGGCGGCCGUUGACGGUGGUUGGCGGCGGCGGCGCGCUGAUUGGCGGGGCGGCGCGCGGCGGCUGUUGGGACGCUUGACAGCGGCAUGGCGGGCUGCCGGCGGCUGAGCGGCGCGGGCCUGCGCGAGGUGCUGGGCCCGGCGCAAGGGCUGCUCUUCGACUGCGACGGUGUGCUGUGGGCGGGCGAGCGGGCCGUGCCGGGGGCCCCCGAGCUGCUGGAGCGGCUGCGGCGCAGCGGCAAGGCCACGCUCUUCGUCAGCAACAACAGCCGCCGCUCCGUGGCCGAGCUGGAGCGGCGCUUCAGCCGCCUCGGCUUCCGCGGCGUCCGCGCUGAGCAGGUCUUCAGCUCCGCACUCUGCUCCGCGCUCUUCCUCCGCCAGCGCCUCCUCGGCAGCGGCGGCGGCGACGGCGACGGCGGGCCCGGCCGUGUCUUCGUGCUGGGCGGCGAGGGGCUGCGCGGCGAGGUGCGCGACGCCGGGCUGCGCCUGGCGGGCGAGGGCGAGCUGGGCUCCGGCGGCACCGAGCCAGUGCGCGCUGUCCUGGUGGGCUACGACGACCAGUUCACCUUUGCCAAGCUGGCGCAGGCCUGCGGUUAUCUGCGCGACCCGCAGUGCCUCCUGGUGGCCACCGACCCCGACCCCUGGCACCCUCUCAGCGACGGCCAGCGCACCCCCGGGACAGGCAGCCUCACAGCAGCAGUGGAAACUGCCUCUGGCCGCAAGGCACUGGUGGUGGGGAAGCCGAACACGUACAUGUUUGAUUGCAUCGUGGAGCGUUUUGGCGUAGACCCCUCCCGCACCCUCAUGGUUGGAGACCGUCUGGAGACAGAUAUCCUCUUCGGCAAGAACUGCGGCCUCUCCACCAUCCUUACCCUGACAGGUGUCUCCCGCCUGGAAGAGGCACAGGCCUAUAUGGCCAGUGACAGCGCUGCUGCCAAGGAUCUCGUGCCCAAUUACUAUGUGGACAGCAUUGCAGACUUGAUACCAGGCCUGGAUGAGUAGCAUUCAGUACAUGUGAGGGGAAAGUGAUUGGGUUCCUCAUCCCAGAUCUCCGUCUGUUCCUGUUUCUCUUUCUCUCUUCCUGCCCUAUUUCCUCAAUUCCUGUUUUUUUCACAUUCCAGUACCCCUUUUUAGGGGCAAAGGGUGUGGGGGAAGGAGGGGACAGUGUUCAAGUUGUCUCCUUUCUGCAGAAAGCUAUCCAUGAUAGACAGAAUCCUUCUUUCCCUCUUAUGCCAGCUGCCAGCAUCUCUGAAAGAGAGCUGGAGGCCUUGAGGCUGGUGGGAGCCAAAUCAGAGUCCGUUUGUGGCUUCUCCCCCUGCAGCGGUUAGGGACCGGCUGUCUUGAUUUAUUUUUCUCUUAGAUAACCAGUGGCGGCCUUUUACUGCUGUCCCUUCCCUCAUGUAGCUCUUGACUUCUGACCUGCAGCCCCUGCACUUCUUGCAGUAACCCCCUCCUUGCCAGGGUAUCAGCUGUCUUGUCGCCCACUCUGUCUCCAUCAGUGCCAGGGCCUGCGGAAGGAGCAUGUCAGGGUUCUGAAGCGAUGAAUGAGACCCUCCCACAGCCACAAGUGAAAGGGAGCAUCAUCUCUUCUCUCCCCUGUUCCUCAAAGAUCUUUUUCCCCUCCACCCCUCUCCCUGCUCUGAUUCAGUUAAUAACUAUGUCAGUGUCUGUUUGGAGGACUGUAGAAAGAGAAGACUGUCCUUUUCUGUGCCAAACCAUUCAGGCAAGCUGUGACUGUGCACAGUGGUUCCGUGAUUGGUUUUUUUGUUUUUUUUUUUUGUUGUUGUUUGUUUGUUUUUUAACCCCAGCAUCCUCUCCCAAGGGGCUUGUGGAAGGGGAGAGGGCUUCUAGACCAAGAAAGCACAGCAGUGGUGAACUAUGUGGCUUUCCCCUUUCCCCCUCAGUGGAUUUUGCCAUAGCAUGGUGAAAGAAGAGGGCCGAUGGGGGUCUGUGCUCCAACUGCUGGUGUGCAGGUGAGGUGUUGUUGGUAUUGUCACUGCUGUGAAUGCAUCACAGCUCUCAAAGUCAUUCCUUGCUGCUUUGUCUUUCUACUUUUUUAAUUUAUUGAUCUUAUUUAUUGAACUUAUUUAUUGUUCAAAUAUUGUAUUAUUUGUAUAGAUUAUGCUGAAUGGUUGUGCCAAGGGGACAGGGGGCAGUGCCUUUGGGCCUCACUUUACUGUCCCUGUCCCAUGUUGAUGUUCUUACACUCACCAUGUCUCUGUAUAUAAUAAAGUGUGAGUGUAAGCUGGAAAUGGCCUCCUUUUUUGCCUGUGGUCCAUGCUGGGCUGGACCCAUCAAGCUGGGAAUGACCUGGGCAUCUCUGAGCCAUUUGAGACUCCAUCCGAGCAGGACAUGGAAAGACUUUUCCUUUCUCAGAAGGGUCCUGCUAGGUAGGCAGAAGAGGGAUGGACAAUAUCUUGUGGACAGUGUUUUCCCUUCUUAGGCUAUUGUUUCCUUCUGCCUUUUACUGAGGGCUGGUCUCAAAAUACACAGCUUGAAACUAGGGUGCAAGUGGCCCAUGGGGCUAUUGCAUAGGGCAGACAGCUGAAUGGUGUCUGGCCAGGUGAAUGAGGGCAGUGAGCGAUGUGAACUUUGCCCAGUUCCUUUUUGCUUCCCAGCAAGGCUGACUCUUCGCCAGGAAAUGGAGAUUUCUUGUGCUAAGCAUGUGAAGUCUGCCAGCUGUUAGUCAGGUGGCCCUCUUCCAUCCAUAUGGCCAUACGCAGUGGUGCCCAGCUCUUGCGCAUGUGGGACAGGGGUAGCGGCGAGGUGUAAUAUCCGUUGCCUUGAUCUGGCUGAGGGAGGGCAAAGAACUGCUCCAGUAAGGCUGCUGUAACACUUCUCAGCAACACUAAGCUUUGAGUUAGGGGAAAAUACUGGACUGGCAGUCACUGCUUGCCUUGCUCUGUGUCCUCUUGCUUGUUAGUUUGGCUGUGAUCCUAGGCAGGAGGGAUAAAAUACAGUCUGGGUAAGAAAAGUGGUUGAAAUCCUUUGAAUGUACUUUGUCCCCUGCCUCAUGAGGGAUCAAAUCCUACCCUUACUCUGUCAAACCUUUUUAAUGGCUGUCUACUGAUAACCAAGCAUCUAAUUUUCCACUUUGAUAGAUAAGUUGUUUAGAUGGACAGCUGACCUACAUAUAACUUGUUACUAUAUUAGGUCAUGUGGUAGAACUAGAUGCAACUUAAUGGCCUUAGGAUAAUUCCGUUUGUUGAAUGUGUCUUUUUUCAAGUUAACUUAGGAGAUGGGCCUCCAAAUAAAAGAAUAUCCAGGCUUCAAACAC
Molecule: messenger RNA, 3338 nt
Organism: Dromaius novaehollandiae (emu)
Lineage: Eukaryota; Metazoa; Chordata; Aves; Casuariiformes; Dromaiidae
Gene: PDXP
Product: pyridoxal phosphatase
Exons: 2
Coding region: 149-1063 (304 amino acids)
Molecular function (GO): pyridoxal phosphatase activity
Source: RefSeq, a predicted model, not a curated record